Molecule: messenger RNA, 1938 nt
Organism: Kazachstania africana CBS 2517
Lineage: Eukaryota; Fungi; Ascomycota; Saccharomycetes; Saccharomycetales; Saccharomycetaceae
Exons: 1
Coding region: 1-1938 (645 amino acids)
Biological process (GO): carbohydrate transport; transmembrane transport
Cellular component (GO): membrane
Molecular function (GO): carbohydrate:proton symporter activity
Source: RefSeq, a predicted model, not a curated record
AUGGCAAACGUGAUUGAAAGAGGCUCCCGAAGGGCCAGAGCUUUCAAUGAAGAACAAACUGAUGAAAAUUUUACCUCAUUGCCAAGGAAAGAUCCUGAUAUUUUUUCCUUCGAUAAAUCUAAUGCAAUGCAUCUAGAGUCCAAAUCAAGAAGAAAUAGUCUCUACAGAGAUAGUACCGUAGUAGUAAAAUAUCCUUCCAGUCUACCAAACUUAUCUCUUUCUACUAGUUCUGGAGGAGAACAUAUACAUAUACUGAACCAGGUGAGCUCUGAUCUAGAGUUGAAAAAGGGCUCCUUCGAUCAUCUAUUGUGGUUCUUAAUUGUGAAUGUUGUACUACUCAAUUUCACAAUUGGAUUCUGUUAUGGGUUAUUGCCUGGGAUGUUACUACAAUUGAACAAAGCAUCGCAUACAGAAGUUGAAUUUGCAGUCAGUGUAUCCAUUAUGGAUUUUUUUGCAUUUUUGAGUCUGAUUGCAUUCGAAUGGAUAGGCUAUUUACGUACUCAUGGAAGGAGACAAAUUAUACUUAUUGGAAGUUUUUGUUUGGUUGUGGGCUCAGUUAUCUGCUUGUUAUUUCAUGAUGAUUUGACCCAUUUGGCAUUUCUCGGGGGAAGAUCACUCUUGGGCAUCGGUAUGGGGCUAUUGAGUUUUAUUUUGCCAUUUUAUAUUUUUGAAAUUUUAACCUUCAUUAAUCGAACCAGAUUGCUUUGCUAUUUCAUUGCAAACUAUCUAUUUGGAUUCUGUAUCGGUAUCUGGACAUGUUAUGCAAUGGUUAGUGGUAAUUUGCCUACUGUAUUAAUAAUUCAAUCCAUAUUGUGUUGUGUAGUCCUAACCGUCUCGUAUCUAAUUAUUGUCGAAACACCAUAUUGGCUAUUGUCCAACAAUUUCGAUUUGGAAGGGUUCAUUGCAAUAACUAACCUUUAUAAUAAUGGUGACAUUAACCAUCCAAAGGUAAAAAGAGAAUAUCAGAGAAUUAAACAGGCAAUUCCCUUUAGCACAAACCAGGAAAACGAUGCAAGAGAUAUAUUUGCCAAUUCAAAGAAAAAACUGUUAAUAAUGUUAAGUUUAUCCACUUUCACAGUCGUUAACGGUACGACAUUAUUUAACAUCUUCAUGCCGGUUAUAGUAAAUUUCAAAGAUACCACGGAGACUUUAUUAGUCACAGCGUCAAUAUUCACAGUACAUGUGUUGGCAUUAAUGGGCCAAAUAUACUUGCAUCUAAUAAAUAAGCUUAACCAAAAGCAAAUCCUGUUAUUAAGCAUACCGAUGUUAAUGAUCAUACUGCUAUUUUUGAUAAUAAGCAACAUACCCAAUAUCAGCUGUCUACUCAUUGCAUUUUUCCAGAUCAUUAUUGGUUUUACAUGGGCACCAAUAUCUGUCACCUACUUAUUUGAAGUGGCAGCAGCUGGUAGCGAAUUUAGAUUAAUUUUAACAGCUAUGACGCUAAGAUUUCUAAUCAAUGCAGCCUUUGAAUUUAUCGCUGGAUAUUUAAUCUGGAAUAAUCCAGGCAAUACACGAUGGAUUUAUUUAUUCAAUUUAACGUGCAUCGGUAUAAGUUUCUAUUUCAUUCGUAAAUACUAUUAUGACACGAUAAGGCUGCCCCUGGAGGAUGUCGGUGACACUAAUAAUAAUGGUGAAAUCGUUGCAGAUGAGGAAAGCGUGAUAGAAAUUAUACCAAGCUCAAGCAUAAGAAGUUUCAAUGCAUCAAGAACUAGUAACUUAAUUGAGCCACCUACUAUUGAAGAUGUAGCGAAUUUCAAGAAGCAUCAAACUGAAGAAGAUAAGGUGGUCUUGAAAAACCUAAGAAGAGGCUCAGAAAACAUAUCAAUCUUUGUAAAUAAAUUUAUUAGACGAAAUGGGAUGAGUAGCAGAAGUGACGACGCUGAGAGCAAUGCCAUAUCGUAUGGAUCCAUAGACUCACACAACCGCAGUAGCCUGUAG